AACCAGUUUGAGUUGUGUUCUGUCCUGUUUUCUAUUUCUGCCGUUUCACAGAUUUCAAAAGCCUUUAUAAUUACUCUUCUCUCUGUGCUGACUAUUUAUUUAUUCUUUUCUUUUACGAUUACUUCCAUUCCAUAACCAUAACCACAACCCAUUAUCAUAAUUAUUCAACUCCUCCUUAUCCAAACUUUUUGGCUUAUUAGAUCGUAUACGCAACAAAAGAUUCUUAUUAUUAUUUGAAUGGUGCUUAACAAGCUUGGAGGACGACCAGAAGAAGAAGAAGACUCGAAGAAGAAGAACAACAACACCACCAAGUUGGGAAUGCAACUGGGAAACUAUGAACUGGGAAGGACUUUAGGAGAAGGUAAUUUUGGAAAAGUUAAAUUUGCUAAGAAGUUAGAUUCUGGUCAUGCUUUUGCUGUCAAAAUUCUUGAGAAGAAAAGGAUCAUCGACCUUAAAAUCACUGAUCAGAUCAAGAGGGAGGUUGCCACCUUGAAGCUCCUCAAACAUCCAAACGUUGUCAGAUUACAUGAGGUCUUGGCAAGCAAGAGCAAGAUCUAUAUGGUCUUAGAAUACGUUACCGGUGGAGAGUUGUUUGACAGAAUUGCAUCUAAGGGAAGACUUCCUGAAGUUGAAGGAAGGAAGCUCUUUCAGCAGCUGAUUGACGGCGUCAGUUACUGCCAUAACAAAGGUGUCUUUCACAGGGAUCUCAAGUUAGAGAACGUUCUUGUUGAUUCGAAAGGAAAUAUAAAGAUAUCUGACUUUGGCCUCAGUGCUCUUCCUCAGCAUUUUAGGGAUGACGGGUUACUGCAUACAACCUGUGGAAGUCCAAAUUAUGUUGCACCUGAAGUUCUUGCCAAUAGAGGUUAUGAUGGUGCUACUUCAGAUAUAUGGUCGUGCGGUGUUAUCUUGUAUGUAAUUCUCAUCGGAUACCUACCCUUUGAUGAUAGAAACCUUGCCGUUCUAUAUCAGAAGAUUUUCAAGGGAGAUGCCAAGAUACCAAAAUGGUUAUCACCUGGAGCUCAAAACAUGUUAAGGAGGAUUCUUGAACCAAAUCCUAUUAAGCGAAUGACAAUGGCAGAUAUCAAAGCCGAUGAAUGGUUCAAACAAGAUUAUACUCCUGCAGAUCCCAAUGAUGAAGACGAAGAUAUAUUCAUCGACGAUGAAGCCUUCUCAAUGCAAGAAGCACCAUGGGAUACAGACAAGAGUCCAGGCUUGCCCACCACCAUCAACGCUUUCCAGUUGAUUGGAAUGUCCUCAUGCCUAGACCUCUCUGGUUUCUUUGAGAAAGAGGAUGUUUCUGAGCGAAAGAUCAGAUUUACAUCCAAUCUAUCUGGCAAAGAUUUGCUUGAGAGGAUUGAGGAUACUGUGACAGAGAUGGGAUUUCGAGUACGGAAGAGAAAUGGAAAGUUGAAGGCCACACAGGAGCACAAGGCACAGAAAAGCUUAGGAAGUCUUUCAGUAGCAGCAGAGUUAUUUGAGAUCAGUCCAUCCUUGUUUGUAGUUGAAUUAAGAAAAUCAUAUGGAGACACAUUGGCUUACAGACAGUUAUGCAAAAAGCUAUCAAGUGAUUUAGGAGACCCUCCAAGCCAAGAGUUGCUGACCACAUAACUAAGCACUGUGUAUACUUGUUCAAACUUAAAGCAACAUCAAGGGAUCUGAGCCUCCAAGCGAAGAAUUGGUGACCACAUAGCUGAGCACUGGUCCUAUAUUUACAUCAAGGGAUCUAAGCCUCAGGGUGAAAGCUAAAAAUUGGGUUGCAAAUUAGGUGGAAAAUUUUUCAUCUGUUUUGAGGUGUAUAAAAGUAAAAAAAAAAA
Messenger RNA from Pistacia vera, 1814 nucleotides. Its product is annotated as CBL-interacting serine/threonine-protein kinase 1. The record is from RefSeq and is a predicted model, not a curated record. Bases 238 to 1608 code for a protein of 456 amino acids. Gene Ontology annotation, molecular function: protein kinase activity; ATP binding. Lineage: Eukaryota; Viridiplantae; Streptophyta; Magnoliopsida; Sapindales; Anacardiaceae. The transcript is spliced from 12 exons. Gene Ontology annotation, biological process: signal transduction; protein phosphorylation.